AUGUGGUUUGAACAGAUCUACUCCGGCUUUGUCACGUUGGCCUUUGUGGGCGCCGCCUGCUACAUUUCCUAUCCUUUCAACAAAUUGGACGUCAAAAGGGCCUACCGAAGAAAUUAUGGAACGAAUGAAAGGGUGAUGCUCUCGAAGCGUGAUCAUCGAUUAACAGGCAACCAAUACGUCAUCUCCGGACUCGAUUCAAUCAAGGAUGCA
Mesorhabditis belari is the source of this 210-nucleotide messenger RNA. The record is from the annotation of a GenBank genome assembly. NCBI's taxonomy places the organism in Eukaryota, Metazoa, Nematoda, Chromadorea, Rhabditida, Rhabditidae.